This is a messenger RNA of Mercenaria mercenaria, 8839 nucleotides long. RefSeq names its product synaptonemal complex protein 2-like. The transcript is spliced from 42 exons. The record is from RefSeq and is a predicted model, not a curated record. NCBI's taxonomy places the organism in Eukaryota, Metazoa, Mollusca, Bivalvia, Venerida, Veneridae. The coding region runs from base 119 to 7633 and encodes 2504 amino acids.
GUCAUCGCUCCCUGUAACCGGAACGUUUGAUUUGUCGUCUGCGUGGAUUGUUGACACCGCAAAAAGGGAAUGGAUUGUUGCGCAAUUUGCUAAAGGAAAUGUAGCAAAUAAAAGUAAUAUGGAGAGUGUAAGCAAACUUGUGAGACAUUUUGAAGAGGGCUGUCUGUCUACAGCGGCUUUAGAAGAUAUCAACAAAGAUCAUAUUUCAAAAGCAAUAAAGGAGCUGCAGUUCUAUAUUGUUAGACUGGAUGAUGACCUUUUACAGCUACAAGAUUUUUUAAGUUCGUUACAGUACUUGGUGAAACACAACAAUAGCUGCUAUGUCCAUCUGUUUGAUCAAGGUCUACUUAGUUUGAUGAAAGUGGUUUUUCAGCAAGUCCUCAGGAAAUUAUUGCGAGAUGGUCUUUCACAAAACCUGCAGUAUAUUAUUGAACUGUGCACAGAGACAUCUAAUGUCCUUGCAGAUAUAAACACAAAGGCAAAAUCAAGUGUUGUUCUUGAGUUAUGUCCACAUUUCCUGGAUCUUCUACAAGUGCAGUUGCUGGGUUUCCAAACAAGGUUAGAGGUUCUGAAAUCAACAAAUACAUUAUUGGAACAAUGUCCAACCACGGUGAAAGAAAUUCUGCUGAACAGGGAAGACAAUGAGGAAAAAAUAUUUGGCCUGGUUGAUUUGGUGAAGACUGUAGGAGAUUAUGAGUUUCAAGUGGGAGUAAUUGAGUGUUUGAUGCGAAUGUUUCCCAGGAAGAGAAGGCAUCAUUUCGCUUCCAAGUUCUUCUCAGAUCAGGACAUGCUGGAUGGUUUUAUGGUCAUUAAAGAUAAGGAUUUUGAAAUAGAUUGCAGGCGUUUUCUGAACUCUGUAAAUGCACAGUCAGAGGAUCCAAACAAAGGAGUUUUUUCCCUUCCUUGUGUUAGAGCUUUGGUUGGAAAUAAACAGCUGAGGAAACCAUCUGAUGCUGGCUAUGAAGAGUUCUGGGUGGAUUUCAACAUUGGCAGUGAGAGACUUACACUCUUCUGUGAACAGGACAGUCUAUAUAGUCAGGGUACUCAAAUAGACGAAGAGCUGUGGGAAACUGUUGCUAUUUAUAAAACAGAUGUACUCCAGUGUGCCUGUCAUGAACUAGAUGGGUUGAUUGAGCUGGAAAUAUGUUUGAAAAGUCCAGUCUGUGAUAUCUAUCCGAGUCAACACCAGGAUGUUACUGAUAACAAGAUCAAAGUAUAUUUCCUGCCAGAGUUGGAGGACCAUAUAGCACAUGCAGUAGGAUUCACAUUCGACUUUAGUGAGAAAAAAAGUAAAGUGUCAACAGUUAAAACACCGCUGCAAAUUUCGAUGAAAGAUGUUGAGGAUGCUGACUCCAAGACAGAAAUGAACUAUCCUGUUCAAAACCCAGUGAUGCCCUCACCAGCACAAACAGGCAGUCAGGAAUCUGUAUCUAGGAGACGUAAAGUGUCUGUACCAUCUAUACCAAUGCAGAUACCUAUUGCAUCACCAGCUGUCUCAGUCAGUAACUUUGAUCAACAAAAGCCUUUGAAUGAUACAAUACCUGAGACUCAAAAUUUGGAACCAGUUGUCCUUAGACCAGACGUUCAUUCCAAAGCUUCUUCUAGCAUCCACCAUAUUGUUAAAACAAAACAGGACAGUAUGAUAACAUCAAAAGAAAGUACUAGAGAUUUUGCAGUUCCCAAAACACCUGUCAAGAAAACAAGAUCAAAGACAAAGGUGAAAACUCCUGUUGUUACUGUUACUCCUCCAACUAGAAAGACGAGGAAACAAGUUGCACAGUGCAGUGCUGCUGCAAAUGAAAAAGAAAAUGUAAGCAGACGUACUGUAGAAGAUGAAAUUGAACAGCAGGAUAUGGUGAUUCCAGACUCAUUACCCUUCACUGAAGACAGCCAGUGUAAAGUAGAUACAGCUAGAUCAGUCAAAGCAAGUGUUUCAAAUGAGAAAGGAUUGGAUGACAGUGGUAUUGGAGUUGAUGAGUCCAGAUCCACUAUUGUAUGUGAUGCACUAGACACAUCAAGAGACAGCAAGCUUCUUCAGACAGAUGCAGAAGAUGGCAGAUCUGCAAGUUUUGUAGAGGAAAAGUGUGAUACAAAGAAACUUCAGAGACUUAAAGGAAGGGCUAGGAAAUAUGCAGAAUCUAAACAAACUUUAAACAAGCCAGUUGUAAAAAAAAAACUGGAUAUAAAUGAUUUAGGACAUAAUGAACAUAGUUAUAGGGUUUUAAAGCCUUUGGAAGAAGAGAGUGAAGAUGAAACAACCAUUGAAGAAGAGAAAAAAGAUAACAAAAAUAAUAGCACAAAUGCAAAAGAAACAAACGUUGGUUUUAAUUCUCUUUGUAUGGAUGAAGUGGUGGAUAGUAUCCCUGAUAGUUUAGAAAAUCCAGUGUUACCUUAUACACCACCAAAUCGAGAAGAGACAAGUGAAUCUAAGGCUAAUUUGAAAAGCAAGAAGCAGAAAAAAUCCAAAAACAUUAAAAUUUCAGAUAAAACAGACACAAAGAAAAUGGAUGACAAGGACAAGCAGAGCAUUUCUGCUUUUGAUGAAGAUGUUGCUGAUUCAGGUUCGGAGAAUAAGGAAAAUGCUGUAAAGAGUGGUGUGAGAAGAAGUGAAAUUAAGAGAAAGGAGAGUUUUACAGAUAUUGAUAAAUCUUUAAAAGAAUUGCAUGAUCUAGAUAAUAAGGAACACAGGUCUGAAGUGAUUGAAGUAGAAACAGAUGCAAAAAGUGGAAGAUUAGAGUCACAGUCUGGUAGAAAGAAUGAAAAUUUAGGUGAUUUGUACACCUUUUCAGACCCAGAUCCUGACUUUGGUAAGCCAGAAUUAGCAAAGAAUAAAAAGACUUUAAAUCUGAAUAAAAAUAAUAAAAGAUCAAAGAUGAACAGCAAAUGUGAUACAGGAAAUCAUAAAGUCAGUGAAAAGGGAAAUAUGGAAGAAUCUGACAGACCUAAACAGGGUAAAGGUUCUACUAUUCAUGAUAAAACACUAAAGCUGAAUGAUGAUGAAAGAGAGAAAAUUGAAAAACUAGACAGACCUAAGCAGGGCAAAUGUAAUAGUAAUCUUGAUGAAACCAUAAACCUGAAGGAUGAUGAAAGAGGGAAAAUUGAAAAACUAGACAGACCUAAGCAGGGCAAAUGUAAUGAUAAUCUUGAUGAAACCAUAAACCCGAAUGAUGAUAUAAGGGGGAAAAUUGAAAAAUCCAGCAGAUCUAAGCAGGGUAAAAAACAUGCAAACAUUCAGAAUGAAAGAAUAAAACAAACAGUUGGUAAAGGAAAGAUGACUGAAAAGCCAGACAGGCCUAAACAAGGUAAAAAUGUUUGUUUUGGAGAUGAAACAGUAGACAAGAACUAUAAGAAAAAUGAUAAUGUAGAAAAAUCAGACAGACAUAAACAAAGUGAGAAAAAUACCAGCAGGCAUAAUGAAGAAACAAAACAAAAAGAUAGCGAAAAGGGGAGAAUUGGAAAAACAGAUAAACCUAAAAGGGGAAAAGAUGUUACAUGCAAUGAUUUAAAUCAAGUCAGUAAAAUUAAGAUUGAUAAUGCCACAGAAAGUAGAAGGAGUUUGAGAAGAAGGGGAAAUCAGACAUAUAAAGAAGUUGAGAAUAUUGAAGCUGAAGAAAUUUCUUCACCGUCUUCUAGUAAUGAGAGCAAGGAAAGUUCAGUCCAGUCUGGGUCACCCUUAUCAGACCAUACACCAACAGAGAAGAGUCUCACAAAGAAAACUCCAGAGAAUAGUCCCAGCAAGUGUUACGUGAAUGAACAGAAAAUAAAAUCAAGUCUGAAGAAGAGUAAAAACUCUUCGGAUUCUGUAAAAGAGAAAGAUGCAAAUAAAAGAAAAUCCAGAGUUUCAUUUGAUUUGCCAAAUAGUGAAUCACAAGACAAUCAGCCUUUUGCUGUGCAAGGUACGAAAUAUGUAAAUGAAACUGUAGAAUCAAUAGAUGAUAUUUCUGAAAUAAUUGAAAAUGAUGAACUUGAUAUAAGAAGUCCAGAAACAUCGGAUGAACUGUUCAAGGUAGAGACAACAGAGAUAGAAGGGAAAAUUGAUUAUGGAAGAGAAGAUAACACAAAAAGUAAUAAAAUUGCAGCUGAAGGAAAAUGGAACAAUAAGCAGAGCACUAGAAGCUGUAAACAAACUAAAGAAAGAGAAAAUUCAGCUGAUGAAAAAUAUGUUGCUAGUAAAAUUAUCCAUCCUGUCUCUUCCUCAUUUUCCAGCUCUGAAUCAUCUGAUUCUCUGUAUAUAGAAAGUGAUGAUAGUUACAAUGCUAGACGUUACAAAAUGGAAAAUGGCUGCUGGAAUACAUACAAACGCAAAAGGAGGUCAUCUUUGAAAACAAGGAGCAAAGAUUUCUCUUCAGAAACAAAGAAAAAUAGUUCAUUUAACACUUAUAAUGAAAAAAAAUGUGAUAGUUUUCAGACUUUAUCAAAAGAACGAGAAAACAAAAAUGAUGAGGAUUUCAGUAAUGAUAUUGCUACAGAUAAAGAAAAAUCUAAGAAAACUGCAAGAAAACCAAAGGGUCCAAGGAAGGGUUCUGAAAAUAAUGUUAUAGCUGAGACUGAAACAUGGGAGGUUGUUGAAAAAAAAUCUAACCAAAAAAGAACUGCUCAGAGCAGUGCUAAUGGUAACACACAUAGAAAGUCAAGAUUAGAUAGAUCAGAGAUGAAAAUUGAAAAUGGUGAGGCUGGUUUUGAAAGUAAUAACCAGCAUGAAAUAUUGAAUAAAAAUGAGAAAUUGUCUAUGCAUAGUGAUGAAAAAAUGGUUGUUGAAGAAGAGAUUAAUUCACCAGAUAAAGAAAUUUUCAGAAAGGAGUCUGGAAAUUUAGGUAAAAAGUUAAAUGGUAACAGGGAAGAAAAUGAAAUACAGUUUGAUGAUAUAGUUAAUGUAUCUCAAUUGGCUGUUAUACCUUUUAAUGGUUCUGAAGACUUGGAUGAAGAGGAAUUACAGGAAAAGGUAAAAGAUAAGAAAAGGAGAAGUAAAGAUAAGAAGAAAGGAAAGAAUUCGACAUACACAAUGAAGAACAGUUUUGAAAGGAUGGAUUGUGAUGAUAGCUAUGCUGUAUCUAAACAAAGCAUUCACACAGUAUCCAGCGCAAAAGGCAAAAGUAUGGUGUUCCAGAUGUCAUAUUUAAAGUCACAGUCAAAUAGUUUGAAUAAAAAGAAAAGUGAGAAACCAUAUGCAAAAGAACAUGCAUAUGAUCCAUAUGACUUUGAUGCACAAUGUGAAAAUGCCUCGAUGGCUUCAGAGAGAAUAGGUAGAAAAGACAUAUCAAAAGAAUUAAACAGUAAACAUCUAAAAUCAACUGAAAAAAAUAGUUCAAAGUUAAAAGAGUGUAAAGUUAAAGUAGAGAAGUUAAAAGGCUCACCUAUGGAUGCUCAAGAAAGUUUUUCACAGGAUUAUGAAAUUAUUUUGAAAAGUAGGAAUCUUUCCUCAGAAAAAAUGGAACAUUCAUUUUUGAAAAGCAAGGAAAAUAAGCAGUCUCGUAAGACCAAUAAGAAGUACAAAGAUAGAACAUCAAGAACUGAAAUGACAUUAAAUGAGGACAAAAGUCUGCAAGCAAAUAGUUUAAUGGAAAAUAGCUCAGAAGAAAUGGUCAUAGAUCUUGAAGAUGAAAGUGACCAAAAGCAGUCUAAAUCUAAAAAGACAAAUCUUGUUCAGGAUAAGAAAACAAAAAGAUGGUACAGAACUGAAACUGAAAAAUGCCAACAGACUGAUAGUAACAGCAGAAAAGAAAACAAUAGACCCAGAGUCGAAAAGGAAAAGAAAAGUAGAACAGAUUUUCCUUCGUUAGAUUCGUUUAAUAAGAGUAUGGUUAACCAGGUAUCUUGUAAGGAAGAUGACACAGUUAUAAUUGAUUCCUCCUUUGAAGAAAACAACAUCAGUCAAUUCAGCAAAAUUCUCAAGGAAAUAAGUGUUGGUAGAGGAAAGUUUGAUCAGGAUUUCAAUAUAUCUGUCAAUGAUGACUUUGAGGAUGACACUACAGAAAUGAAGACCCCAUGCAUAAUAGGAUCUAUAUCAAGUACACCAAAAGUUGGGUCCGGAAAGAGAAAACACUACAAACCUCUCAACAUCAGUGUAAUAAAGACACCUCAGUCUUGUAAAAUAACAGAUUCAGAUAGUGGUGGAGACUCUCAGACAGGGAAAUGCAAAGUGAGUAAGAGAAAAUCAAGAAAGAAAAAAGUUGUGAAAUACAAGGAAGAUUCUGAGAGUGACAGUGAAGAUGAAAGGAGUGAGUGCAAGUCCAGAAUGAGCACAGAAUCUAUUUCUGUGUUGGACACCAGUCAAAACAUAUCAAAUAGAAGUGAGAAGAGUUGGAUUCUGGAACGGAAGAAGACACCAAAACUUAAGAAAUCUUCUAAGACUUACAAAGUCAAAAAGAAGAUGAAAAACAGCCCAGAACAGAACCUUGAGGAUAGUGCUCAGAGUGAAGAUUUAUCAGAUGAAGAGCAAAGUGAACAAGAAAAUAAUGAUAAAUUACAGAAGAUGAAAGAAUAUUUGCUGCCAGUGGGCAGCCCUUUAACAAUUCCCAGCUUGUCAUUGAAUACACCAGCAGUGACACCCAGCAUCAGGUCGUUGAAAAGUUAUGAAGAUGCAGAAGAUUAUAUUCUUACCCCACCAUCACCUAAGAAACACAGCAGAAAGAGAGAGGAUUAUGAUGAUAUUGAGGUAGAACAAACCCAGGAGAACUGCACAAUAUCUCUUAAUGUGAGCUGUCAGGAUAGUGAUGGAGGUGAUAGUAGUUUUGAAGACGUGGACAGCCAUACAGGUCUUAGUGCCAUAACUCCUCACAGACUAAUUCAGAGUGCAGAGAGCAGUGAUGGUGAAGAGAGGUCAAUGCAUAAAUUGUUACAGAGAAAUAUGAAACUCCUUCUUGGCGACAGUGGCUUUGCUUCAGGUCCAUCAUCAGAAGUAAGGCCAACAAGAUCAGCUUUGAAGAGAAAGUUUCCGGAUAUAGAAGAGACUAGCAAUAUUGUGUCUUCAAGCAGUUCCCAGAUGGAGUCAGAUGAUGAAAUGGAGAAAUCAAUAUUUAUUCCAAAGAAAUUGUUUAAAUUUGAUCCAGCAGUGAACACUCCACAAGCUCCCAGUUUGUACAGUGAUGUCACAGAAGAGCAUGAGGCAGACUUUGGUUUCCAGUCUGGGCUGUCAACAGUCAUGGCUGCAUUUGGAGCUGAUAUACAGCAUCAUCUGAAAAGUAAAAAGCAAAAGAUUGAACGAUUCACCAAGGACACACUGAAAGAAACGCAGAAGCAUUUCCACCAAACAGUAGUAGAGCAGCAACAGUAUUUGUCCAAUUUGAAGGAUGAUUUUGGAGCUAGAAUGUUAUUAGAACUGACAGCUCUUGAAAAGGACAUACAAAGACUAAACGAUGCAGAAAAGAACAUGGAGGAAUUUUUCAAGUGUCAAUUAGAUGUACUCAGAAACAAUGAAGAGUCACAGGGGAAAAGACUAAACAAUAUGAAGAAGUUGCAGUCCUGUUUCCUUGACAAGUCAAAGAAAGUAAAAAAUUACAACUUAAAUGUACAUAAAAAUAUGCAAGAACAGUUGAGGAAGGAUAUGGCAGCUUUGCAACGAAAACUGAUUGCUGAAACACAAAGACAGGAAUUCAUGGAUGUGAAGAUGAAGCUACAGAAACUUUUUAACUGAACAACCUGAAAUUUGUGCAUUAAAAUCUGCUGAGACAGUAUCAUGGAUAAAUUUUAUUGACUUUUUAGUUAGUUUUUGUUUUAUAGCAUAGUUGCGAAAUUGUGAAAAUGAUGUGCUUGAAGGGCUUUUUGACAAAUGACAAAGGGUUAUGCAUUUUUUUCAAAACAGCUGUUUGUAUGUGAAAUUUGUGGAAGUGAUGUUCUAGAAGCACUUUUUUCUCAGUCUAUACAGUCAGAAAGUUACUUUAAUCUGACACUGAAGAGAAAGAUAAGAAAAAUGUUCUACAGACUAGGUCCUUUUAUCCCAGCAGCACUAACUUGUAGCAACUUUCAGGCGCUAUUCUCCAAAUAUGUAGAUGUUGUUGUGGGUGUAUGCAAUGCACCCAUUUUAGCAUCAAGUCACCCUGAACAACAUUUACACAUUGUCAUGAAUAGUACAAUAAGUAUCUGGAAAGAUAUGAACUGUUUCUCACUGAUGGAAGGGCAUAACAGUGUGCUAUUUGGCAUUAAAUAUUUCUUACAUUGAAGAAAUGUACUAGACUGGCAUACCAUCUCCUUUUGCAUUUGGACUUGUAAAAUUUAGCAUGUAAUCUACUAGUGACAUACAAAAUUGAAACAAAUUCUGUUGCUAUCUAGUAUUACUGCAAUAUAUAUUUUAUACAGCUAUAAGAUUUUUAAAUGCUUUUAUUUAUCAAAAUUUUAUAUGAUUUAAAGUAUAUUUUUGCUUUACUUGGGGCAAAAUUUAUACACUUACUAUGUGAUUCCUCUGCUGUGAUAUUAAGUUUAAUGUUUAUUUAAGCUCCUGUAUGUUGGUAUCAGAAAUAUUUCAGGUUUUUUUUUUGUACUUUAAGGAAUGGAUAAAUGGACUGUGUUACUGAAAACUACAUGAAUGCAGCAGUUUCAUAACAGGCUUUUCAUUUCUUUAAAAAGAUAGCAAUAGGCUAGUAUUACAAAAAAAGCAUUGCUUAGGGAAGUAAACAGUAGCAGAAAAAAAGGAAAUGUAUAUAGGGUUAAAAGGUAUGCCUGUAACUGGUCCUACCAGGAAAAUAAUGCCAAUUUAUGUUUAAAGUUUUUACUUUUAUUGUAUAUCAAUUGUAUUCUGAAUGAAGAUGUUAUUAUCUAUAUAUUACAAGAUCUGUAGAGAAUUUGUUAAUUUACAACAAUGUUGACUGUUUUAUGGAAAAAAUAAAAUGUUUAUGAAAAAUGU